Molecule: messenger RNA, 6960 nt
Organism: Cataglyphis hispanica
Lineage: Eukaryota; Metazoa; Arthropoda; Insecta; Hymenoptera; Formicidae
Product: centromere-associated protein E-like
Exons: 8
Coding region: 381-6350 (1989 amino acids)
Biological process (GO): microtubule-based movement; mitotic spindle organization
Molecular function (GO): ATP binding; microtubule binding; microtubule motor activity
Source: RefSeq, a predicted model, not a curated record
ACUCGACCGCAACACUCACUCACCAACUCACUCGCUCACUCACUCACUUCUGGUGGGGUAAAAUCACGAAGCGAGAUGGUCUCGGGAGCGACUCGAGGGUAUUUUCAUCGUGGCAGUGCAACACGUGCAGUCGGUGCACCAAUUCGUUUCGAUCUCUCACGUCUCGCGCUGUGGCCAAAUCUGUGGCGGCAACUGAUCCAGCUAGGAAGAUGUGAGUCGCUUCACGUGAUUAUUUUCGUGCUUAUACCUUACUGUCAAUUUCCGAUCGACGAUCAUCGGUGAAGAUCUUCGAUCUUGGUGCGAGCGCGCCUCGUCGAUGGAGAUCAUCAGCAAGAUGCAGGCAGCUGGAUGACGCUCGUUGUUGUCUGCGGGAUGGCAAUAUGGCGAACAUCAAGGUAGCCGUACGUGUGAGACCGAUAUCUGCUAGGGAAUUAAAUUUGACGGGGUCCGAAGUGGUGAUUCGCGCGGAGCCGAAUGAGAUUUCCUUGACGAAUUUGAAGGUGUCGUCGAGCAAGGCCGGAGACAGUCGCGAGAGAACCCGAAGGUAUGCUUUCGAUUACUGCUUCGAUUCAUCGAAUCCCGAAGCGAAGAAUUAUGCUACCCAAGCGACGAUCUACGAGACGCUCGGCCAAUCCAUCCUGGACGUUAUGUUUUCCGGGUACAAUUACUGCUUGGUAGCUUACGGGCAGAGUGCGUCGGGUAAAACCUACACCAUGAUGGGCACAAAGGAGGAUCCAGGACUUAUUCCACGAUUGUGCGAAGGAAUUUUUUCAAAAAUCGAGCAAGAGAAUGGCCAUGAGAAACUUUAUCGUGUGACUGUGAGUUAUCUGGAGAUAUAUAACGAGAAAGUGAGGGAUCUCUUGCAGUCGUCGACGAGCGCGAGCCGGCUUCGAGUUCGAGAACAUCCUCGACUAGGACCCUACGUUCAAGGAUUAACGCGCCACGUGGUCCGCGACCUGGGAUCGUUGAUGUCAUAUGUGGAGAAGGGCACGAAGGCCAGAAAGACAGCUUCGACACUUCAAAAUCCCAGCAGCAGCCGUAGCCACGCUCUACUGACCGUCGAUCUCACGCGGGAACAGACGGCCGAUGUCGAGCGUCCUUCUGAUGGUGACAGCACCACGUCCUCCGGGAGGCAGGACGUUACUCAGCGCGCCGGCAGCAGGUUGCAUCUGGUCGAUCUAGCGGGCAGCGAGAGCGCGGCCACCUGCGGCGGUGUUCAUCGACUGAAGGAAGGUGCGAAUAUCAACAAGAGCCUAGUGGCCUUGGGAAACGUCAUAUCAGCACUCGUUGAAAAAGGCUCGACCGGAAGUGGGACAAGCAAAAGAUACAUCCCUUAUAGGGAUUCCUCUCUUACUUGGCUGUUGAAAGAUGCACUCGGAGGAAAUGCUACCACCGUUAUGCUCGCUACAAUAUCUCCUGCUAGCGGAAGUUAUAACGAGACUGCACAUACCUUACGAUUUGCGCAAAGGGCGCAGAGCGUGGUCAACCGACCGAUGGUCAACGAGGAUCCUGUGGAGAGGCUCAUCCGUGAAUUAAGGGCCGAGGUGGCGAGAUUAAAAUCCUUGUUACUGCAAAAGGAUAUCGACCAGCAGACUAACUGUUGUUGCGGCAAAGUUCAAAGUUCAAAAAAUUCGGCGACGGAUCUUCAGUAUCGCGAAGAACAGGAACCGCUUAACACUUCGCGGCCUAAAGAAUUCGAUCACGAGAACAAAUUUGCACGAUCAAAGAAUGACAGAUCGCAUGACGUUCUUCCGAUCAGAAGAUUCAACUCCAGCGACAGUGUGACGAUUUGUGAGACUGGCUCUUCACAAUCCAUCAGAAAGUUUAGUUCUUACGAGCAUUUACGAGUCCCCGAUCGUUUCAUCAACAAUUACAACCAGGCCAAGGUCACCGAGCUAAGCGACGAAGAGGACGAGGUGGUGGACGAAAUUAACGAACCGGUCUUCGUGGACAUACCGACGCUGGUGGCUGUGCUAAUUAAGCCAGACGACAGUUUACAGGAGUCGUCGACGCAGAUCGAGGAAAUCUGCUCUGAUGAGGUGCAGGAAGACUCGAUUGACGCGGAUUUUAUAGAAGGUGGCAACGAGGAGUUUGAGGAAGCAGAAAAGAUCGACGACGUUGAUCCUGAUGAUCACAGUAUUUCGGUGAAUUCUUGCAACGCCUUGGGCGAUUCAGAGAUUGGCGAGUUUCAUAUUCCAUCGAGUCCGGCAUCUGUUGGAAGAAGCGGACCGAGGGGUAAGUUUAGCAAACAAAACUCGAUCGACUUGCCGUCAUCGAAUUUGAACGUCUCGAAGAAGUUUGGCUCUAUCGAUGGUAUCAGCAAAAAGAAGGAAUCAUCGAUUCUCGAUCAUCUUCAGCGAUCGCAUACAAAUUUAGAGAAGCGUUCGUUACCCGAUCGUGGGAAAAAGCUCAACAACAUCCGCGAGAUCGACGAUCGCAAGGUGAACAUUAAAUCUGGAAGUAUUUGGAAAGCGAUUGGCAGCAAGGAUUAUCAAAGGAAGAGCAGCAACGAAUCUGACAAGAGCUUGAAGGAUUCCAAUAUCGGCAAGACAGGCUACAACAUUGGCAGAAAACCGAGUUUGGAAAAUCUAAAGAGAAAAACUAGCAAGGACAGUAGCUCAAGUAGCUCCAAAGACGAGCAGAUUUUGAUUUCAAGCUUGACGCGUGACAAAUUAUUACGCAGAAAGAGCUUCUUAGAUCAGGAAGCGACAACCGCGGGCGGUGUACGACAUCAUACGCCGAUUCAGAGAGUAAAACGCGCCGACAUUGUCGCAGCCGUCACGGAAAGACUUUACUCCAGCAAGAAGCAUACAGAAGAGAGUAAUAAUAUGGCGAACAUUAAUAACACAUCGGACAUUCGUUCGCCGCCGGAGGGCAUCGACGUUAAGAUGCCCAACAAUCUUAUUACACGAUCGAGACUCCAGGAGAUCUCGCGGAAGAUGCUGAUGAAGCGGCGGAGGAUGAACGUAGAUACGCAGACAGAGACGGCGUCGACGCUGCGUUUCAAAGACACGGCGUGCUUGACAGACAAUCCUAAAGUGGCUCUUCAGGAUGCGGCGGUUCUUACGGAAGAACAUGCAGACGUACGCGAUGACAUUGCGGCUAUGGCAAAUCACCGAUUGCCCAUUCUGAGAGUGAAAGAUAUGGCCACGCUGACAGAUCGCCGACCACAAACCAGCAUUUUCCGCUGCAAGGAUGCUGAGAGCUUAGCCAAUGAUCUUGAUUUUGACGAUUAUGAUCUGCAUUCGCCGCGAAACGAUUCCGGCAUACUCUCCGACGACACGCAGAAUUAUGCCGAGAGCAACCUAUCUAGCGCCGAGAUGCCCGAGCUUUAUCCAGAAACUGACAGAAGGAUGCCAUGUACGGAUAGUUCGACCAACACAUUCCUUGCAUCCGGCAGGAACUCGGCGGUGCAAACGGAAAGCGGAAAUCGACAAAUAGCGAGUCGGCAGAAGAAGAGCUCGGAGAGCAGAGGUCAUAAUCAUUGCUGCGGUCUGAUUCACGAGAUCGGCCAGCACAUGCCAGUGAGCAGUCCCGAGAGAAAUGUCAUUUCCAUAUCUCUACCAGACAUGAUCAGCAUAACCAUCGAAAGUACGAACGGCCUAGAGUCCAGGAUUGCUGUGACGGAUGGCAAUGAUGCCAUAGUCCAAAAGCCGCAACCUAUUUCCAGCAACAAGGAAUCUCAGACGGAACAGAUCAAGAACGAGACUGAAGGAUCUUUUUUGAAGGAUUUUACAGUAAGAUCGACGGCCAUUCAGGCGGAUGGUAGAACCUUCAGGAUUGAAAACAUUUUUCAGGAUCCGAAAAGCAAUAGCUAUAGUCGUGAUGCGACUUCCGAUUUGAGGCAGGAAAUCGUAACAAAGAAGUCGAUGGUCUUUAGGAGCUCUCUGGGCACUUCUUCCGUUAUCGAGACAAAGGAGAAUGACACAAAGACAUGGGAUAUCGAGGAUCCUUAUCAAAGAAAACAGCCGAUCUUGAGAGGAUCCGAUUUAACACGGGCUUUCGUCGCGAGACGUAGCUUCAGUUUAAGUUCUGGAAGACCGACACACAGACUUGCUUGUCAAGAUUUAUGGAAAAACUGGACUUUUCCAUGUUCAGAUUUUAUCGAUUAUAGCAGAGAGAUAAUGGUCAUGUCGCCUAACGCGCAGCAAGACAUUAAUAUACCAUUACCUGACGACUUACCUUCUUCUACAAUAAUCAGCGAAUGUACUUCAAUCAAUAAAAUUUCAGAAAAACCGAUUUACGAAACAUGCAAUCAAGAUUUUGCGAACAAUUUUGAUGACUUGAAGAAAUCUGCUUUGACAAAAGAUCUAUUAGAUUGUGAUUAUAAUUUCUCGGACGACAGUCUUGAUUGUGACGAAGAUAAUGCCGCAAAAAAAUCUAUUGUCGCGAAUACGCUGGAUACGCAGAAUUACGAAGAGAUUAACGAGAAUACGAAGAAUUACGAGAGCCUUUGUCCUCCAGAUGUUGUCGCGCAUACGAAGAAAGAAGCUUUGAAAUCGGCAAAUCACGCGAAUUUGAUUAAAGUUGAAUCAUCGAUAGACGACGAUUUCGAUGAUAUUAAGAUGGAAUUUCCGAAAAGAAAACCUGACGAGGUAUUGGAUGAGAAUCCAAUACAGGAUUACAAGACAUUGAUCCUAGGGACGUCGUCGUAUCUUGUGGAUAGCGAUUCUGAAGAAGAAGCAAACGUAGCGUUUAAUCAGUGUGAUAAUAUUAUUAAGAAGAAAGUAUCUUUUUCGAAUUCAAGUAAUCCCGAAGAGAUAACUGUCGCGGCUGACCACAAAAUCCUGGCAUCGAAACGAAACUCUGUUGUAAAGUCCAUUAUCAAGAUGAAGAAGCCAGCUGUGACCGAAAACUUGGACAUCGUGCAAUCAAAUGUCGAAGUUGACCAAUCCUUGCAGCGGAAAAAGAUAGAACCGACAAAGAGCGAGGAAGUUCAGUCUACUUCGAAAGAAAAUCAUGAUUCUAAGGGCUCUCGAAAAUCGUUAACCAAUGAGAAGGAAUUUCCUGACGAGGAUCACCGCGAGGAGUUUCGCAACGAAUCAGACAGCGUCGUCAGCGAUGAAGAUACCCGCACAUCGAAGAGAAAAAACAUUUUCGAGAAAUACCUGAAUGAGGCGAUGAUCUUCAUGCGCAACAUGAACUCUAUCAACGAGUACAUGAGUGCCGUGAACACAUUGGAGAGCCGCAGAAAGCGUCGCAGAAGACGAGGAGGUCGUCGAGGGAACAAAUCGAGCACGGAUAAAGAUCACAUAGAGUUCCGCGGGCGCAAAGUGAGCUUAAAAGAUGACACCGACGAGUAUUUGCAAGCGAAGGACGAAGUCGCAGUCGAGUCCUACGUGAAAUGUCUGAAGGGUAUCGAGAGACUGGAGGCGUGCAUCGACAAGGUCAGCAAGCACAAUCAGAUCCUUCGAGAUAGAUAUGGCAUCGACGUUGAGUCUGCUGACGCUAAAUCGAGUUUAGCGAGUCUCAGCGUAGAUUCCGAGAUGUCCAGCGUCGAGGACGGCGUGAUCCGUCAAUGCGACAAUGUAAUUUUCAAAAAUAACGUUAAGAGUUGCGACAAGUCGAAUCUUUCGAGAAAUUUCUUGCCCUUUUUGUCUUCCAUUCAAACUGACGUCACAAAGCAGUCUACGUUAAAGGAGACGGAUCGGCGAGAUUGGAUUAAAAUCGAUGAACAUGAUUUUGACGAUAAAAACAACGAUAUCACACCGGAGGAUGAUCUGGAGCGCAAGAUUUUUGAUCAAUUGAUGCGUGUGGCCGAUUCCAGCAAGUACCAAAGCUCGAGGCAGUUGCGUCAGAAACGCCUCUGGAAAAUGCACGAUCUUAGGUCUCAAAACCCGACAACUUAUUCCAAGUUACAGGAGACUUUCCGACGGGACACUCGUGGAAUCCUUAAUUUCGAUGAAGUUUCCGCCACCGAAGAUUAUCUCGACGACAUCCGCGGAAUCGAGAGUAGCCCCCGGAAUUUUAGGAAAACGAAACUUUCCGAUCAAACAGAGAAUAUUGGCUCGAGAACAUCGAUCAGUUCGGAGAUCGAUCUUGAAGAAUUAUACGAUUGCAACGAAUUGCCGGAAGAAAAUGAUAAUCCAAAAGUAGAGUAUCCCGAUUGUCUGAUAGAUCCUUCAAAAUCGAUUGACGCUGGACCAACGUUCAAUGCGGAAGAGAAAAUCACACGAAAAAUUACACAGAAAUCAAAAGAUAGUUUAAGGCUCGAGUCACCGAAUUCCAGAUUUAUAGGAUCUUUGAACAUGGAACUAAAGUAUCCUGGUAGUCCAAGGGCAAAAUUUUUGGAGCUUUUAAAAGAGAGGAGACGAAUUGUUGAAACCAGCAGAGGUACAAAUGCAUUUUGAGAAAAUCUAAAGAUUACUCUCAAUCAUAAAUUGUAAAUAUAUUUUUCGUAUGUAUUUUGUAUUUUGACUAUUAUCAAAGAAAGAGUAAUUAUAAUAAUUAUAUUUAAGUAAAGAGAAAUUUGUAAAUAGCGAUAUUAUAAUAAUAUUCGCUUCGUGCUCCCCUUCACUUUAUUAGUCCUUUAAUGAUAAUUAAUAAUCUACCUUUAAUAAUUAUGUUAAUGACUGUAAUUAUGCGGAAAGAGUAUUAACGGAUCUUAUAGCUCAUAUAAAUGUAUAGCUCAUACAUGUUAAUGUUUAAUUUAAUGUCAGAUGCAUUUUCAUGUUUAAUAUUAAGUCUGCUUAAAUCUUUGGUGCUUUUAUUAUCAAUGUUUAAUAGAAUUAAUUUAAAUUAUUAUUGAUGCUAAAUAUUCCAAAUUUUAGAAAUUUUUAAUCAAGAGCCGUUCACAUUUUUCACACACAAAUAAUGAUUAUGACAUUUUAUUAAAAUAACAAUAUAUCUUACAUAAUAUUUCAUAUAAUGAUAAAUGAUUAUAUUUUUUCUAAACUAGUGUAAUUGUUCAUUAUUUAAAUUUUUAUACAAUUUAUAUCAUAAAAUGCAUUUGAAUAUCAA